This is a messenger RNA of Glycine soja, 1643 nucleotides long. RefSeq names its product probable E3 ubiquitin-protein ligase ZFP1. The record is from RefSeq and is a predicted model, not a curated record. Gene Ontology annotation, molecular function: ubiquitin protein ligase activity. Gene Ontology annotation, cellular component: nucleus. The transcript has 6 exons. NCBI's taxonomy places the organism in Eukaryota, Viridiplantae, Streptophyta, Magnoliopsida, Fabales, Fabaceae. Bases 172 to 1341 code for a protein of 389 amino acids.
AGUCAAACUACUUGUUCUCCUUCACCCCUGCCUCCUCAUUCUUCAAUUCUGGUUCUUGCCACAAAUUCUCUACUUUCCUUGUUAUCCUUCUAAUUCAGCGUGUAUUCUUGGAAAGGGUGGAUUUUAACUGAGGAUUAGAUUGCAUCAACAAAUAUCUGUGAUACGGAUCAAAUGAGUCAACAAGUCUAUUUUCACUCCGAAAGUAUCCAUUUCAGUGGCACCAACAUCCGUCUAGCUUCAGGAAAUGGAAUUAGUCUGGAUUGCCAUUAUGUACUAGAUGCUCAUGACAGCUAUUUGGAUCAGCACUUACAACCAUAUGUACAAGGUCAUGCUUUGCCUUGGCAUCUGUCUCUUCCAAUGCCAUAUGUAGAAGCUUUCAGCGCUAAUAGAAGUUCAUCAGAGAAUGCGAGAAUUGGUCCACAGAUAUAUCAUCAUUAUCAUGACACAAAUGGCAUCAGAAGUGGCCAUAGAUUUCCACGGAGAUAUCAUGACACAAAUGGCAGCAGAAGUGGCCAUAGAUUUCCAUAUAGAUAUCAUGAUACAAAUGGCAGCAGAAGUGGCCACAGAUUUCCACGGAGAUAUCAUAACACAAAUGGCAGCAGAAGUGGCCACAGAUUUCCACAGAGAUAUCAUGAUACAACUGGCAGCAGAAGUGGCCAAAGAUUUCCCCAUCAUCCUCCACAGCACCAUAGCUUUCAUCAUCAAGUACAGCCAGCACAAGUAAUCAGAGGCCACUCCUUCAACAUUCAUCCUCCUGUAACUGCACCUUCAUAUAGACUUCCAACAAAUCCUUCACGUAAUUCUUCAAUCCUCAUACAUGAUGCUUUUGAGAUGGGCGCCAGGCAUCCUGGCUUUGCACCAUUUGCAGGUGCACGCAUACACCAGUCUCAUAGAGGCAACUUGCACGAGAUGAUAACUCUUAUACAUCAAAAUCUUCCUCCUGCGGUCUUUUUCUCAGAUGAUGAUGCUUCUUUACUGGUUGACCAUCAUACUGAUAUGUACUUGGACACUGAAGAUAUGUCUUAUGAGGACCUUCUUGAAUUAGGUGAGCAGAUUGGCAACGCAAAAUCAGGUUUAUCAGAGAAAACAAUUACAAGUCAAAUGAAGACCAAAACUUACAUACUACCUACUAAUGCUACUAACUUGGAGGAGGCAGCUUCUGAGGAACAGGGAACUGAUCUUUGCAUAAUAUGCCAGGAUGAAUAUAAGAACAAAGAGAAUAUUGGAAUUCUUAGAUGCGGGCACGAAUAUCACGCAGAUUGUUUAAGGAGAUGGUUACUUGAGAAAAAUGUCUGCCCCAUGUGCAAAUCAGUAGCAUUGACUCCUGGAGAAAAACAAUGAGAUUUACAUGUCUCUCUGUUCCUACAUGCACACUUCUUAGCUGCUACAUUUUCUCGAACGAAUUCAUGUUUUUUGUUAUGUAUAUGAACUUGUACAUAUACACAGUUUCAUUGUCCAACUCAAUUAUUUGUUGGCACCACUGCACCAGAAGAUUUAUGUGUAUAUCAAGUUGUACAGACUUCUGUUGAUAUGUUAACUUUAGGCAAUUACAUUUUGCUUGUUUUUUGUUUCAGUUUUUUAUGUGAAUGGUUGAAUGUGCCAUGUCAAAGUAUAGAAUGAAACCUUUUUAUUCGUAUUGUUCA